Molecule: messenger RNA, 6429 nt
Organism: Lepisosteus oculatus (spotted gar)
Lineage: Eukaryota; Metazoa; Chordata; Actinopteri; Semionotiformes; Lepisosteidae
Gene: dnajc11a
Product: DnaJ (Hsp40) homolog, subfamily C, member 11a
Biological process (GO): cristae formation
Source: RefSeq, a predicted model, not a curated record
UGCGGAGGCUGCGCAGACGCCGCGCAGACUUCCGCGAGCGCAGACGCCGCGAACGCAGCCAAAUUGUCGCUGGCAGGAGGCGGAGUUGAAAGGUUGCAGGCAUGGCGGCGGCCUUGGGAGAUGAGGAUUUAGACAACGAUGACUACUAUUCUCUUUUGAACGUCAGGAGGGAGGCGACGCAGGAGGAGCUGAGGGCCUCGUACCGCCGGCUGUGCAUGCUCUACCACCCCGACAAGCACAGGGACCCCGAGCUCAAGAGGCAGGCGGAGCAGCUCUUCAACCUGGUGCACCAGGCCUACGAAGUGCUCAGCGAUCCACAGUCCAGGGCCAUCUACGAUGUCUACGGGAAGAGGGGUCUGGAGGUGGAAGGAUGGGAGGUGGUGGAGAGGAAGAGGACCCCGGCGGAGAUCCGGGAGGAGUUCGAGCGGCUGCAGAGAGAGCGCGACGAGAGGCGGCUGCAGCAGAGGACCAACCCCAAGGGGACGAUCAGCGUGGGAGUGGAUGCCACUGACCUCUUCGAUCACUACGAAGAAGAUUAUGAAGACAUGCCAGGGGGAGGCUUCCCACAGAUCGAGAUCAACAAGAUGCACAUUUCGCAGUCCAUAGAGGCCCCUCUGACCACGACGGACACCGCCAUCCUGUCUGGCUCGCUCUCCACGCAGAACGGCAACGGAGGGGGCAACAUCAGCCUGGCGCUGCGCCGCGUCACCUCCGCGAAGGGCUGGGGAGAGGUGGAGUUUGGUGCUGGGGACAUGCAUGGCCCACUCUUUGGGAUGAAGAUAUUUCGUAACCUCACGCCACGCUGCUUCGUGACCUCGCAGUGCGGCCUGCAGUUCUCCUCGCGCGGCGUGCGCCCCGGCCUCACCACGGUCCUGGCGCGGCACCUGGACAAGAACACCAUGGGCUACCUGCAGUGGCGCUGGGGCACGCAGUCCGCCAUGAACACCAGCAUCGUCAGGGACACCAAGACCAGCCACUUCACCUUCGCGCUGCAGCUGGGGAUCCCUCACUCCUUCAUGAUGCUCAGCUACCAGUACAAAUUCCAGGAUGAGGACCAGACCAAGAUCAAGGGCUCUGUCAAGACGGGCUUUUUCGGCACCGUGGUUGAAUAUGGUGCUGAGAGGAAGAUCAGCCGCCACAGUGUUUUGGGGGCGACCGUCAGUGUCGGGGUCCCCCAGGGUGUGUCCCUCAAAAUCAAGCUGAACAGAGCCAGCCAGACGUACUUCUUCCCCAUCCACCUGACGGAUCAGCUCCUGCCCAGCGCCGUGUUUUACGCCACGGUGGGGCCUCUUGUCUUCUACCUGGCCAUCCACCGGCUAAUCAUCAAGCCCUACGUGCGCAGCCAGAAGGAGCAGGAGCUGGAGAAGCACAGGGAAAGUGCCGCCACGGACAUCGCCCGGAAAAAGCAGGAGGCAGAGUCGGCUGUGCGGCUGAUGCAGGAGUCGGUCCGCAGGAUUAUCGAAGCAGAGGAAUCUAGGAUGGGCCUCAUCAUUCUCAACGCCUGGUAUGGCAAAUUCGUGACGGACAACAGCCGAAGGCACGACAGGGCGAAGGUCAUCGACGUGACGGUGCCCCUGCAGUGUCUGGUGAAGGACUCCAAACUUAUCCUCACUGAAGCCUCGAAGGCGGGCCUGCCCGGGUUCUACGACCCCUGUGUGGGAGAGGAGAAGGGCCUGAAGGUGCUGUAUCAGUUCCGGGGCGUGAUGCACCAGGUCCUGUCGGGAGACACGGAGGCGCUUAGGAUACCAAAGCAAUCUCACAGGAUCGAUGCCGACACUUAGGAGCCUGUGGCUGUUGGGCUAAAAAGGGACAAGACCCUGGACAGACAGAGCGAGACAGAGGGAGGGAUGGGUUAGACUCGGGCUGCGCGGCUUGGAGACCUGCAGGCUCCCAGGCCUGGACAAGCGACCCUUGUGCGACCCCUUUCAUUCAUGUGGUUCUGGAUAUUGUUCUGUAAUACAGAGGUGGCAUAUUUUGGCAAUGGUAAAGACUUUGCAAAGCUUUUUUUACAUGAAGUGCUCCGGAAAAUGUACCAGCUGCUACUUAUUUAAAAAAAAUUCACACCAAACCAUGUACAUCGUUCUCUUGUAUGUACACACAUACAGUGUGCAUUUCUGCAUCUGUCCAGAAUUUGUAUGCGUGCGUGUUGGCAUAUACUCCCAGUAUGUUGUCUGCACUGCCCAGGCGGUGUGAUCUGCAGAAGUUUUCCGUCUUCCUGCAGCCCCUCAGGUGUGCCCACUGAUUAAGCCAGCGCAGGAGCCCCAGCUCUGAAGGGAAGGGCGCCACGUGAUUGGCCAGGGACCUGUCCGCAGUGGUGGGCGCAGGCGGGCAUGAUGGGUCCUGGCUGUGGCAGUGUGGAGACCGGACUCCUCGUGGGAAACGAGGGGGCUGUCUGGCACGGUCCUGUUCCUUAAAGAGCGCGCGGCUCACGACAGGGUGUCAGCUAUGCACUACUAGAAGUAGCGUACCUCCGCUAAGUAGUCCACAGACUGGAAGCAUGCCUUCUCAAAGCCAUCAGCGGAAUCGGCUCCUAUUCGAUACGAGGUGCCACUUUACUGGGGUGGGCGGUUGACGUCUUGGGGGGCAUUUAUUCCCACAGAGCAGCGUCCGGCCCAGUCUGGCCCACCUGCCAGGCGCUGCUCUGUCUGACGAUGGAGGAAGCUGCUAGAAACGCAGAGCAGAGGGCAGCUGCCGUCUUCUAUACUCUGCUUCUGUCCUGCGAGUGAAGCCACUGGCGCCAGGGCUGGUCGCCACCGGUGCAGGCUCUGUGGAUUCAUGCAGGAGUCUCGUCUCUGCCCCCUCUAGAGCUGUCGAUGUCCAUCAGAUAACUGACUGGCAUUUCUCCCGCUGAUCAAGCAGGCCAGUGCUGGUCAGCUCCAGACUUCAGAGACACCAGGCGACUGCGCUCUGCAUCGCUGCAGGGCUCUCACUUCAUUAAAUUAAGCCAGUUACGUGAUUGGAAGGAUGCCGUCUCUAAGCCCUCUAUUGAUGAACAGCAGGAUUCAAAGAAAGCUAGAAAACAUGCAGGGCUGAGGAGUGCCUGGAGCACUGUAAUGGCCCUAACACACACGCGCAGGCACACGCUGGAUUGUAGGAAACCCCAGGGAAGCGAAAGAUUUGCGGGAAUGCUUGCAGAACGUUCUGGCCAUGAUCUGCUAGUACAGCACCGCAAACUCGUGCACCCACUGCCCUCUUGUGGCCGUGGGGUGGAACUUUAUGGUACCAUUGAUCUCUGUCAGACUCUCUCAUACGUUGCUUUAAAAAGGAACUAGCUCAAAUAAUUUCCUUUUAAAACACCUCUUUACACAUAUGUACGAAAGUAUGUGUGCAUGGGGUGGGGCUUAAUAUAUUUUAUAAUGUAAUAGACACUAAUGCUGGUUGUUGCACAUGGAUUAACAGCUGUGCAUUUCCCAGUAUGAGCUGUGCAGUGGUGGCCCUGGUAUCUCGCUGGUACUUCUGUCUGCAGGGCUGCGGUGUAUCUGGGUGGAGCUCAGCGAUGUUAAUUGGGCCCCUGCUGUUGAGUCGUCACUUGCCUCUGUCACCUGUCUGAAAAGAAACGUAGGAAAAAUCUUUAAAUGGCAAAGAAAAAGAACAAAUGGUCUCGGAGGCCAGGGUCUUGAGAUCUAUGUGUCCAGGAGCGCUUCUUAUUCUUUGACAUAUUGCAAUAGUUCCACCAUGUACGCAGACUGUCAGAAUGAGUCAGGAAAUGACUCGCAUAGAGAAUAUUCCAGUAACUGUAAUUAUCCAUGAGGUCGGAGUGUGAAUUGAACUCUUCUGUCCAACAAUUAAAAAAACACUGGGACUGUUGAUUAAAAGAAACGGCAAAACCAACACAAAUCUGAAGAACUCUGCUUUUGUGAUUACUUGAGGAAAGAAACAAUUGUCAUUACGUGCCGAAGAGGGAAAUAUUUCAGGUCAUCCCCGUCCUCAUCCCUUUUGCAUGCACGCUCACCGACAGCUGGAAAUGAGGGUUUGGGCGGCGGUCUCCGGUGGGCCGUGACCCUCGCCACGAAGGCCAAUGUCAAAAUGUGCCCGGCGCAAGCUGGGGCGGCUCUGCGCCCCGGGGGUGGAGCUGGGCCGGGCCCCGUCUUGUACACGUGAUCAGGCGGCGCCUCGCUCGCUACGCGCCGGGUCUCGGCCGUGUUGGAAAUCUGCCGCUUCCAUGCUCCCGUAACGGGUCAGGGCGAAAGCCCCCCCCCCCACGUCUUCCACUCUUGGAAGUGUGAGCGAGACCCGGAGGAGAUCCUCAGACCAGUUAGUAGCAACCAAACAAGACUGAUGGGGGUCAGUCAGCCUCCUGCUGUUUGUAACCUUUUUUUAUGUUCUUUAAGUGGGGGUAGGAUUAGCCCUUCGCCAGUCUCCGUCACGUCCUGCCAUUCCUGCCACUCCAGUUCCGCCAGGCGAGCUCCCACAGCCUCGUCCUCACGGCUGGGCCUGUGCUCGGCAAGUUGAAAGAAGGGGAAGAGCACAAUGUACACUUUUUAACAUUGGCAAAACAAGGGCUGCAAAAUUGUCUAAUUGCGGCUCCCGAGACCAUUAACUGCUGUGUGCUUAAGCAGGAUGAAAGGUAUCGAAUUGUACCGGUGGGUAAAGGGUGUCUUUGUCAUCGUGGUCCCUCUGAUGUUCUCAAAUGCUUAAGCUUAUUCUUUCUUGGAUGUGCCAAAGGAUUGAUUUUUGCAACUGAUUGUUGUAACUCAGUUAAAGAUUUGAUCUGAUUUGAAUGAAGUUCACUCCCCUAAGAUGCAUGUCUUCUUUAAUCAUACACCUCAAACAUCUCAAGGAAACCGGCAUAUCUUUUUUUAUCUCGUAAAGAGUUCCAACGUUAGCUUCAUGUUUUCUUGUGUGAAUACCGGAUUGCAGUGAGCUGUACACCCUCCCCUCCCUGUAUUCGUUUACAGUGCAGAUCAAUCUGAACUGUAGUGAACUUUUAAAUCCUUAUGGAAGAUGAAUUCAGUGCUGGUCCCUAGAAGUGGAAUAGGCUCACGCUAGUCAUCUGAACAUUUUCACUUUGCCCUGUCCAAUGGAAAUAACUGGUUCCAUAUAUUUUGACCUGAAUACCCUCAUCGCUACAUGUUGUUACUCUGUGAUCUGUGGCUCUGUAUGAAUAUUUGUCUGUAUGAAUUUUAGUUUUUAUCCUUUCACUCAAAUACCGAAAUCACUACAGCCCAUUCAUCAACACGAACUGCAGACCUACAAAAAAGUGUACACAUUAUUGUGCAUAGCAUAAAUUAAGGAAAUAGGCAUCUGCUUUUUAUUUUCUUGUUUCUUUUCCCCAUUGAUUAAUGUAUACAAUGUGAAAUCAAAGUUCAUCUCCUUUACACAAAUGUAUUUUCAUUUGUUAACUUUUAUAUGGUCAAAUGUUUCCUUAAUCUCCUUGGUCCAAGGUUGGAGAUGAGCCAUAACACACUUCACAUCAUCUGCAACAGCUGUGCAGGAUGUCAUUUCCUUUUCUUUUGGUAUUGAGGAUUUUGUUCUCUCAUUAAUCAUCAGUUGUUAAAUAUUAGUUGAAAUAAGAUACCAUUUACCAUUUGUGUCCAAUUACAUUUGAAUGUCAUGUUAGUACAUGACGCACCAUCUAGUAUCAAAAACAGUAUUUAAACGUUGAUAUCCCAGCUCUUCUCGGGCUUUCUGUGAAUCCAAGGUAUGAACUGACCUAUCAGCGAUGAUUCAUACACACUGUGUUAUCUAUAUCUCUUAAAACGUUGAUGUACACAUAAGUAGUUCAUGAAUGGGCUAUGUCUUGUACUAAGCAUGCAAACUGUAUUGAUAACAGCUGGAGAAAUAUGACUUCCUGAAGCUGCCUGAUAGCACAGUGCCUCUUUCAGGUCUGAAAACCUCUUUCAGGCGAAAACAGACAUGCAGACUCCCCACGGCCAGUGAUCUUCUUCUCCCACUGUCAUGGCCUCACACCUCAGAUUAAAUGACAGCAGGAUUAAAGAGCAACAGUAACCAAUCUUGGACUGUAUAUCUCUUAAAUUGCAUAGGUAUUUUCUUUGAAUUUUAUUGGAAUAGCGGUGUUCAGAAAAACUGUUUCUGAAGACAGCAUACUACAGUCAGUAAAGAUGGAUUCCUAAGAAGUAUUUUGACUCGGAUAGUCAAAGUUACUGAAAGAGAUGGUGUGAUUUGUAUCUCGUCUUCCUUAAGUAGCCCUUAUAAUGAGACAAUGACUUACCAUGUGAAUUAUGUGCUUUAACAUGUACUUUUCUACGUGAGGUAUUUAGAAAAUGAUUACAAUGUACAUGCAUUUUUUUUCCAGUUGUGUAUAUAAGGAUAAAACAGGUGUUUUGCUGGGAUACAGAAUUCCCACUGCAUGGUUCCAGGCUUCAUCAAGCUGAUGCGGAAUGUGUAGAUGUGAAAAGGGGCUGAAAUUCACGUGGUGAGAAGGAAUAAAUUGUAAGGUAGUCUUUAAGAGACUUACAGCCCUGGAAA